Molecule: messenger RNA, 408 nt
Organism: Cooperia oncophora
Lineage: Eukaryota; Metazoa; Nematoda; Chromadorea; Rhabditida; Trichostrongylidae
Source: the annotation of a GenBank genome assembly
AUGCCUCUAAUGAAGACAAUUUGUUGUGCGAUGGGCGCUAUGUUCACGUCGACUGCAAAAUUUACGACGCCUAUAGCGCAAAUGGCGCAAGCUCGUGUCCCAUUGAUCAAGUUCAUUGGUGCUCGACUGCCUAGGCCGGACUUUUCGCGAGUCGUAUCGGGUCCAAUUCCAUCACCACCCAUUCCUCCCGUCGCAUCAGCCGGAUCGGUUGAUGGUACCGUUCAAAAACAUGCCGGAUACGCAAUCUCCGAGGACGAGCUUCCAGUUCGUUUUCGACGCCCUCUUAUCGACCAGGAGGAAUGUGAUGCGAUAAAUUUUGAGGCGGCAUGGACACCACCGUGCGGACACCUCGGCAACGUUCACAUACUAUUUAUCAAAGAAGCAGUCGAUCCGAUGGAGAUCAUCUAA